This is a messenger RNA of Polistes dominula (European paper wasp), 2011 nucleotides long. RefSeq names its product XK-related protein 6. Gene Ontology annotation, cellular component: plasma membrane. Gene Ontology annotation, biological process: phosphatidylserine exposure on apoptotic cell surface; apoptotic process involved in development; engulfment of apoptotic cell. The record is from RefSeq and is a predicted model, not a curated record. Lineage: Eukaryota; Metazoa; Arthropoda; Insecta; Hymenoptera; Vespidae.
UUUUCCAAUUUGUAAUGAGCGGUUUUUUCUAUUAUAUACGCCAACUUGAACUGUCCAAUGAAAGUUUUCCUACAUCUUACCAUGGACCUACGUCCAUUUGUAAUCAUUCAAAACGUUCAUGUUUCUAAGAAAAUGAGGUUAUGAGAGAGAAAAAGACAGAUAGAUGGAGGAGAAAAAUAUAAACAAUGUAUAAAAAACAUGUACCAAGAAUCUCUCUUUCAAGUUGAAUUCUAGACAAAUGAGACAAUUGUACUUAUAAUAUAAUUCAUGAACCAUGAAUGCAUGUCCAUAUACAGUGUGAUAUCUAUUUGUACAAAAGUUAACUUUUGAGGUUAUUCAAUCGUAAUAAAAUGAUGGAAGAAAGAAAUGAUAAAAGACAACAUAUCUUGUAUAUCGGCGGUAUUUUUCCAGCUUUAAAAUUUAAUUUCGACGACGUGGAUACUAUUCCUCUAAGACAACCAUGCGUAUCCAAUUUAGAUAUAUUUUUCUUAAUCUGUUCGAUUAUAAUGCAUUUAAUUGACAUGGCAUUUGAUAUUAACAUCGCGGUAAGAUAUUUACUGGCAAAUAAAAUAAUAUAUUUUAUUUGUACUCUUUUUUUUCUACUUAUUCCAUCUUUCAUAAAUGUAAUUAUUAGCAGAAGAAUGCAACAUCAAGAUGAAGAGUUAGAUUCAGACUUGAUGCAAUUAGAAAAUCAUAAGUCUGCGCAAAUGAUGAGAAGAAAGAGAAUAUGUUGCAUCUUGGCAGUGGUUUUCCAAUUAGCACCCGUGGUACAUUAUUACGAUACUUUGAUUUAUGCUUUGAAGGCACGUAAUUGUGAAAAAAUAGGAGAUAGGAAUGGCCAAAAACGAUAUUAUUUAAAAAUGCUGAAGGAAGAUCAAGAUGUUGCACUCUUGAGAAUAUUUGAAUGUUUUCUUGAAGCAGCACCUCAGCAAGUUUUACAAUUAACUAUUUUAUUGAAGCAUUAUAACAGCGACAUUAAUCUUGAAUUUAUACAUCAAAUUGGAAGUAUUAUUAGUUCCUUAGCCAGUAUGGGUUGGGCAAUGGCAAGUUAUAAUCGCAGUAUUCGAUUAGCUCAAUUCGAUAAGGAAAUAAUAAGUAUUCAAGGUAACAUAUGUCAAUUUUUGUGGCAUUUUUGUAUUACAGUCUCAAGAAUUUUAAUGGUGAGUUUCAUUGCUAGUAUAUGGCCAUUAUACACUGCUAUCGCUUGUAUCUGUCAUUGGAUUAUCAUGACAAUUUGGAUCUUGGUCGAUUCUCAUGGUAUAUUACAAUUUUGUCGUAAAAAUAAUCGUGCACCACAUAUUGCACCAACGAUAACAGAACGAAUUUAUUCUAUGCUUCUUGCAUUAGUUAUUGGUCUAGUCCACAUAUUUGUAUAUUUAAAUGUUAUAGACGGCAAUACUCGUUUAAAACAUAUAUUCUUUUAUGGCUUAUGUUUUUGCGAGAAUGUUAUUGCAAAUCUUCUUUGGAUGUUAAAUCUAUCUAUAGAAGCAAAAAAUUCUUGGUACUUUUUUAUAUACAUUUUUCCUUGCACAGUAUCUUUCUUAUUAGGUAUUACUGCCAUGAUUCUUUAUUACACGCGUUAUCACCCAGGUAAAAAAAAUCAACCGCAAUCGAGCUUAAGAAAUGAAGAUUGAUUUUUGAUAAUGUUUAGAUAGAUAGCUAUAGCUUUACAUUACAUUAUAUUUCAUUGUUAGAGAUAAACACGCGUAAUAUUCUAUAAUAAAUUAUUAUUCAUUUGAUAAUAUUUAGAUAUAUAAGAGAAGAACAUCAAAAAUUCCGUAAUUAUUAAGAAGUGGUGUUAAAAGUAAGAAUUAAAAUUAAAAAUCAGAUAAGGAAGAUAAACAUGACAUUAAGUAAUAUUUUAUAAAAGGACCACAUAAGAUUUUCAUUUAUUAGUUAUCUAAGAGACAACAAUAAGCCACAUUUUACGUAUAAGUUAAGCUAAUUUUUUAAACGUAUAUAAUGAUAAUUAUAUAUUGUAUCUAAUGUGUUUAUAUUUUUCUAAUCAAUU